Molecule: messenger RNA, 2246 nt
Organism: Magnolia sinica
Lineage: Eukaryota; Viridiplantae; Streptophyta; Magnoliopsida; Magnoliales; Magnoliaceae
Exons: 3
Coding region: 412-2058 (548 amino acids)
Source: RefSeq, a predicted model, not a curated record
UACCCUGUAGAUUCCGAUGGCUAAAGAUCAGAGCCGUCCUUUAAUCACAUGGGCACCAUUCACACAAAAGAAUGGACGAUUAAGAGGUAUCGAUUCUGGGUUGUCAUUCAACCUCCCAGUGCAGCCAACCGGAUGAGAAGACCAAACUACAGUUGGAUCAGGGAAUCCAAAAGGUGACAGUGAACGGUUCAGAUCUCUCACUGAACGCACGUGCAAGCGCGAGUACACUAGAAAUUGCAGUCGCGCGAGUGCCACUCUCAUUCCUAGUCUCCUCUCUUUCCUUUCGUCCUUCCGUUGCUCCUUUUCCUCCCUAUCCGAUCGAGAAAAGAAGAAAAGAGUAAAAAUUAAAGAAGGAAAUAGAAAAGAAAAGGAAAGAGGAAGAAACCCUACUUCCUCUUCUCCGGCCGGUCCAUGGCUUCCGGCUCUUCCGGUCGAGCCACGCCUGGUGCGAAAGGUUCCGAUUUCGAUUCAGACGGCGAUCUCAGCCAGCGUCCCGAAUACGGAAAGGAUUUUUGGGAGCUGAAAAUGGGAAGAUCAUUGCCAACUGUCUACGAUCGGCAGGAGGAAUCUGUAAAUGGUGUCCUAUCUUACACCAUUGAAAACACCAUGAAGAAAUAUGCUGACAAUUUACUCCAGUUCCUCGAGGGAAUUAGUGGACGCCUGUCGCAGUUGGAAUUACAUUGCUACAGUCUUGAACAGUCGCUAGGAGAACUCCGAUCCGAUUUAGCUCGUGAUCGUAGCGAAACAGAUAUGAAGCUUAGGUCUCUCGAGAAUCAUCUGCAAGAAGUCCACAGGUUCAUACAAAUCCUAAGAGAUAAGCAAGACCUUGCCGAAACCCAGAAGGAACUUGCCAAGCUUCAACUCAUGCAGAAAGAAUCUACUGCUAUGAGCCGUUCACAGCACAGUGACGAUGGAAUCGUACCAUCUGCCUUCGAGCCAAAAACACAUGACAAUGCACCGGAUGCAAUGAACCAGCAGCUGGCUCUUGCAUUGCCCUGCCAAACUACCGUACCAACCUCUCUCCCAGCUAGAGCUGCUGAACAACAGUAUCAACCUCGCAAGGAACUACCCAUUCAGCAGCCGAUACCUCCCUCUCUACCUGCGCAGCAGACAAUUCAUGCUCAGAGCCAGCCACACAUCUACCACCCUUCACAGAACCAAUUGCCAGUUCAGACACUGCAGUCCCAACAGCAGCACCAUCACGAUCAACACCUCCAAGCUGGGCUCCAACAUGUUUAUCAGAGGCCCCCAAUGCAGGACCUGCCCCGGCAGGCACCACAGCAGCAGCCUCAGCCCCAUGUAAAUCAGAACCCAAUUCACCCUUUUCCUCCGUAUCAGCAGCAGUGGCCACAGCAGUCUCCUCAGCAAUUCCCACGACAAACUCAACCACAACAGCCAUCUCCACAAGCUUCUCGAUCCCAAACACCACCAAUAUACCCACCCUACCCAGCUCAACCUGCCAACCCAUUGCCUGAAACAUUUCCGGGCAGCAUGCAGGUGCAAGUUCCACUCUCUGGAGUUUCUCAAUCUGAUGUAAACCGUCCAAAAGCUGCCUCUUACAGUUAUGGAGAGCCUGGUAGAACAGUUCCACAGCAGCCACCCCAACACCAUAACAUACAGCAUCAGCAACUGCAGCCUCAGAUAAACCAGAGCACUUACAGAGCACAACUCAGCGACAGUGGCUACCCAAGUGCUGGGGCCACUUCCCAACAGCCUACAUUGCAUGGAUAUAUGCCAUAUGGCACUGACGGCAGCAGGUCGCCCCAUCCUCAGCACCUCCAGCAAAGCAGCUAUCCUCCUGCCCAUGUCUCUGCUGUCCAGAAUUUGCAACCACCUCCCAGCAGUCUUGGCACCCGCCAGCCGACCCCGCAGAUAAUGCUCAACCAUCCAUAUAGGGAGCUUAUUGAGAAAGCUGCGAGCAUGGGGUACUCGAGGGAUCAGGCUGCGAAUGUGAUCCACAGGAUGGUGGAGAGCAGGCAGCCUGUUGAUUUCAAUUCUCUGCUCGACAGGUUGAACGGACAGGUUGAACGGACGGUUCUAAAUCCUCUACCAUGGUAGAUUGUGUGAUUUUUCUGUACUUAUCUCGUGUUUUAAAUAACCAUUUCCCAGGAUAGAUUAUCUUAGUAUCACGGUAAAUCUUUUUUAUUGAAAGGUAAUGGUAUAUCUUAUAUAUAAAUAAAUAUAUCAGAAAUUUGUAAAAUUUUGAGCCCCACUAAAUGGAAUCUUACUCUAUUUAUGCUCUACAA